Molecule: messenger RNA, 1116 nt
Organism: Effrenium voratum
Lineage: Eukaryota; Dinophyceae; Suessiales; Symbiodiniaceae
Source: the annotation of a GenBank genome assembly
AUGGAGGCAUGCACCGGCGGGCACAGGGAGCUCGUUUCACUGCUGCUUCAGCACGGGGCCAGCAUUAGCCACGCUACCCCCAGCGGCCGCACCGCCCUGAUCCUGGCAAGCUUGUACGGGCACGCAGAGGUGGUGGAGCUGCUGCUGGCCCACGGCGCAGACACGCGGCCCAACAAGUUCACCGCGCUGCACGCGGCCUCCGGCAACGGCCAGGGCCAGGUGGUGAAGCUGCUCAUUGCAGCGGCGCACUGGUCCGACAGUGACGCCGCAGAGGCCUUUUUCUCCGCGUGUGCCAAUGGGCACUUGGAGGUGACGCAGCAGCUUCUGCAGCUCGGGGUGCCGGCCUCCAGCGCGGCCUCGGAUGGGACCACGGCACUGAUUCAGGCGUGCAUGGGCAGCCAUCGCGAAGUAGCAGCAGAACUGAUUUUGCACGGCGCUUCUUUGGAGGACGCCUUCAACACGGCGCGCAGGCGGAAGAUGCCCGGGGUCACCCGAGUGCUGCAGCGUGCGGUGGAAGAGGUCACCUCGCGGACAGGGACUGAAGGCAGGAACUUGGACCACCUCGUGCGCAACAUUGAGGGCAAAAAGAAGUCCCGGCGUCCUCGGCAUUUGUCCACUGGAACUGGCUCCACUUCCACCUUCCUGGCAGAAACUUCGGAGGCGGCCGCCGCCACGGAAAGUUCCCCCAAGCGCCAGCAGGCGGACGAGGAGGUUGAGGCAGAGGAGGAUGACGCCGCCUAUUUUGCCAGCUCUGGGUGCCCCCUGACCGGCGCCUCCUGGUUCAAGGUGGAUGGCCUGGAGACUCUGGAGAAAAGUUCACCAGAGCCCAAAGAACCCAAGAAGCAGGAAGAGCUGGAGCGAGCAGAGCCAGUAGAGCGAGUAGAGCAAGUAGAGCGAGAGCCGGAACGAGUAGAUCGAGUGCGGGAGCUGGUGCCUUGGACAAGGGUCCUGGAAGAAACUGCCUCGCGUUUUCCGGAGAGCAUCUCCAGCCGUUUGGCCACGAAUGGCCCGUGGUCUGUGCGACCCAUGCCCUUCUGCCGAGAAGCCUUCUACACCAUCGAAGUGCUCGGGGAGGUAGAGCCGGCGUCGCCACUUUCUUCUGAGGGCUCUAGGUAG